This is a messenger RNA of Hyaloscypha bicolor E, 4012 nucleotides long. RefSeq lists its product as uncharacterized. The coding region runs from base 1 to 3834 and encodes 1277 amino acids. NCBI's taxonomy places the organism in Eukaryota, Fungi, Ascomycota, Leotiomycetes, Helotiales, Hyaloscyphaceae. The transcript is spliced from 5 exons. The record is from RefSeq and is a predicted model, not a curated record.
AUGGAUCCUAUCAGCGCAGUGGGCAUCGCCGCUGCAUCCUUACAGUUCGCUGGGGUGGCUGCCAAGGGCAUCCUGGGCGCAAUCGGAUUCUUGAAGAGCCUGAAAGAAGCCCCAGUCCGACUAACAGAACUUCUCUGCGACACAGAAAAAUCAGUCGCGCGGAUUAUCCACCUGCAGCAGACCUUACAGGACCCCAAGUCUGCACUGGUUCAACGACUUUCCCACAGCCAACACGCGGCUCUUGCCACCAUCGUAAAUGAUGCAUGCCAGACGACAAUCAGCUUGCAAGAAAUGCUGGGGCCACUUUUUCGGACUCAGAAUGCACAAUCGCAAAAUGUUACUAAGUUGUGGAGGAGCGUGGUUUCGGUGAAAAUGGGACGUGACAUAGAAAACAAGAUUGAAAAGAUCCAGCGACUCAACAAUCAGAUCAUGAGAGAGCUUCAGCUCAGCGGUCUUGAUAUCCAGAUUCAACUCUCGGAUACUUCGGAGAAAGCUCUGGCAGCAGUGGAACAGUCCCGUUCAGAAACAGAAACCCGGUUUGACAGCUUGGAAACACUCACAGAGGGCGUCCAUAGCGAACUUAGAGAAGCAAAAUCUCAUGCUGCUCAGGCGCAAAUUUGCAGCACCGCAAAUGCGGCACAGCUUGAUAGGAUCGGAUCUAGGAUUGAGGAAAUAGGGCCUAAGAUGGAUGAAUUAGGGGCAUCUUCACACGAGGUGCAUAUGAAGGUGGAUGGACUUGGCGAGAGGGUUAUAUCAACGCAAAGUAAAAUAGCCUCCCAACUGGAACUAACGGUCAGACAAGAAUCUAGCGCCACAAAGGAGGAACUCCUAGAAUUGCGAAACGCCGUCAUGCCAGUCAUCAUGGGAAUCCAGACUAAGUUAUCAAGUCUUGACAGGGCGGCUGCCUCCAGGCUUUCGGACGGAGAUAAAGCAGACCUAGUGACGCAGCUUCGACGGGAGCUUAUGUCUCAUCCGGGCACUCUCCGAGAUGCCUGCGAUUAUUUGACGCUUUGGGAUAAUUUGUCGCCAGCCCUUGCACCAAAACCAUCACAGCAAUGCCGUUGCCAUUCUCAAUGGAAACAGAAGUCUGUGGCACGUGGUCCCUUCUACUUCCGCUUUAAAACAGGAGGAAGCCAUGAGCCGACAUGCCCGCAAAAAUGCCCCUCCGCACUUUCAUGGAAAUACCAGCUAGGCAUCCAGCUACUUCCUUUCCUGAACAAGACCGUGGAGCUGACAUUUGGAGCAACAUUUUGCGGCGGGGGUUUCCAGGUCGAGUCGCCGCUGACGGUGUUUGCAACGGUGAAAAGAUCGGAGUCACGCAUCUUCCAGCUCUUUGAACAGUUUCCAGACCGGUGCGGGGCACGGAAAAGACGUGUGAAUCAGCCAGCCGCUUGGUGGAGGCUGCAGAAAGGUGACCGCGAGCAAGACUAUGAAAUGUUCUUUGGCUAUACGUGGGACGUCGAAGUCGCAAAACACCAACUACAGCAGGUCCACGGCUCCCUGCUCGAGGCAAGUGAGAAUGGUAUCGGCUCUAUCAGCGAUAAGGAUGAAUAUGGACACACUAUCCUGCACGAAAUUAUUACAUUAAUUGGAUUACUUGCUCCAGUUUAUGCAAAUUUGGUCAAUGAAAUUGAUACGCUGCUAGUACUAGCUGACAGAUACGGGGUUGAUCAAGAUGCCGUCGCGAACAGUAAAGUAGGAUCCCGACGAUAUUCCACUUUUGAGAUGAUAGGCUGGAGUGGAUUCAAGCCCAACGAUUUGAAGAACUGGACGGUCGCAGAUGCUGCUCGAAACUGCGUGAAGAUGUUCAAUUCGGAGCUUCGAGAAUUCUCAUUUCUCAGCCGUCUCUCUAGUUUCCGCAUCGAUUUCCAGAGAUGCAUCCAUCAAUCCGGCGGUGAUGAUGGUGAUGAUACGGAAUUUCUGUUAGCUAGAUUGGUAAAGGAGCAAGGUUUGAAGAUUAGCAUCAGGUCUUCGAUACUGAGAACGGUUCAGCGAGAGCCGUGGUUAUCUAACUACUUUUUCGAGGGCGAUCUUGCACGUGCCAUCUUGAACAGGAAUAUCGACCGCUUGGGGCAAGCCCUCCCCAUUAUCGACUUGGAAGCAGGUUUCGGUUCCAGUUGCAUGCCUCUCAACGCCCUUGAUCUUGCAGUUGGUUGGCCUGAUGGCCUACGACUCCUCUCUACAGUGUGGACGGACGGCAUUUCUGGCACAAUUGAGUUAGCUGCUUACGAGAACGACUACAACUCCGUGACCGUUCUACGCGAAUUUCCGCUUCCCCUAUUCAAGGAUAUCACGGAGUCGAUGAGCUAUAUGAGAGCUUUGCUCUAUCACUUUGGUCAAUUAUUUCUCGUCCACCCUCUAAAGCGGAGACGAGAUAGCCUAGCUGAACUUGCCCGUGAAUACCUGUCGCCAGGCGAUCAGGCCCUCUUGGGUCUUACUGAACGGAAGACUCUGGACGCGCAGGCCAACACAGUCUACCAGCUCCUCAAGAAAAGAUCCGUUCCAGUUCCUGCUGGCUUGAAUCCAGGCCCGGCUAUUUCAGUAUAUAGCCUCGCUGUCAACACGUAUAAACAGCAUUCCGAAGCCUUCUAUUUCUCAAGAAUAGUAGAAACCCUGUAUGCGCUUUAUGCUGCGGGAUUUUGCGACAUAGACGAAAGAGAUGACAAUACUUCCUACACCCCACUAGAAUCAAUUCUAAAUUCCAAUGUUAGCAGUGAUGAGAUCUGGGUAGAGAUCAGUCUCUGGUUUCUGAGGAUGGGCGCUUCUCCAACAUUCCGCGGCCCAAACACGGUCAACAAUAUAUUAUUUGGUGUUGCCAAGUCUCUCGCUUCUUACACCGAGAAGCGUUACAUUGAGAACUUUACUUCGGGUCGAAUGACGGCGUUAGUUGAGUACGCGGCUGGUUUGUACUCACCAGUAGAGACAGAUCAAUGCACCUGCUUCUGUUCGUCGGGGGGAUGCUUGCCACUACACUAUCUUCUUCGCGACGCGGGAUGGUGGACUGAUUGCAGCUGUCACGACCACAGGGGCUACCGAGUCGUUUCCUGGAUGGUCUCCUGCGGCAUUAAGGUUACAGGCGGUGGUGAUGAAGAAGUCGAAGAGCUCUAUCUCGAGGAAGCGACGCGGCUGGAACUCUUCAACCGUCUCGGCAUGAUCCACACGUGCUGUUCUUCUGGGAAGCCGGUGAGGAGCCACGCCGAAAUAAGACGACUUCAAGAAGAUGACGAUUCAGAGCUGAAAACCCAACUCGAUCUAUUCAUGACGUCAUAUCGGAACUCGCGCCGAACAUGGCCAGUGCUUGAAGAGGGUUUUGUAUUUGUCACGCCCUUGCAGUGCGGAUGCUGGGAUGAGACGAAUCGCUGGAAGAAGUAUGCAAAAGGGGGUCUUGUGGCUCAUUGGGACUGGUGGUGGACUAAAGUAAACCGGAUCUUGCUCGACACUCUCGCGCAUAGGCGAAUAAGGGUGGUUAAAGAUUAUUCUCGCAUCCAGGCCGAUUUGCUAAAACAAUUGGGCUAUGAUGGCCUGGAAUUCACUGAGGUUAUCCGGCGGCAUUUCGCGGGCUACAUCGACUUAGAUCAACCGGCCCUCGACGGCGAGGAGACAGAAAUGGACUCGGCGGGUCGCGAGGAGGAAGCUGUGUCAAUUGAGGGCGGUCUAGCUAAACCAGACGCAGGUGCUGGUCAGAACGAGGGGAGAAUCUUCGUCCCUAGGAAGAGGACGGAAUUAUUGGAAGCUGUGCUCAGGUUCUAUGAAGAGGAGGAUUUCUUCCAGGAUGAGAGUUACGAAGAGCCGGCUGCCGAAGAGUGCUCAGAAGAAAAGACCGCAGAAAUCUGAGUACAUUUGUGACAGGGUCUAUUGGUUGGGCAAACCAUUGUAUAAUAGCCAUUAGAUAACGUCCCCCGGUCGAGUCUUAUCUGUGGAGGAAUUCUACGCAAAGUUUCUAGAAGCGGUUAGGGGAAUAAAUUUAGCAUCUUGAAUUGUCUUCGGAAGAGUAUUGGCGGGCAAUCUUUUU